Aspergillus novofumigatus IBT 16806 is the source of this 309-nucleotide messenger RNA. RefSeq lists its product as uncharacterized. Bases 1 to 309 code for a protein of 102 amino acids. NCBI's taxonomy places the organism in Eukaryota, Fungi, Ascomycota, Eurotiomycetes, Eurotiales, Aspergillaceae. The transcript is spliced from 2 exons. The record is from RefSeq and is a predicted model, not a curated record.
AUGGUCCGCAAUCUGGCCAAGGACACAGUUCAGGCAGCCAAAACCCAGGUUCCGGAUGCCAGACAACAGGUCCAACGCAUUAAAGCUGCCCGUGCGUAUGCUGAGACGCUGACAAAACCGGAGAGCCACGACACAGACAAGAAAACUCACACCCCCACUGUCAACCUUGAUGAGUUGGGCUUUACUUGGUACUGCGACGGCCGCACGGCGGAUGGCGUGGGCUGCAACAACGGGGCCGGUUUUGAGAAUGAGCUCUAUCAUUGCGUCUACUGUUCGGCAUGCGAUUUCUGCCGGGACUGCCUUGAUUGA